Molecule: messenger RNA, 3010 nt
Organism: Phalaenopsis equestris
Lineage: Eukaryota; Viridiplantae; Streptophyta; Magnoliopsida; Asparagales; Orchidaceae
Exons: 18
Coding region: 251-2686 (811 amino acids)
Source: RefSeq, a predicted model, not a curated record
GAUACCUCCCUCGGCUAAAAUUGUCAUUUAUCGAUCACCGGCCAGCCACAUCACUCUUCCCUGCAGCAACCCAGUCCUGUUCGAGCCCUGUUAUUCUCGCGCUUCCCCCACUCUCACUUAGCUCCGGAGUUUCCUCCCUAGCGACGCCGUCAACUUCGCGGUCCUCGGCUUCGGUGCUUCCAAUUUCAUCGCCAUCUGUUGCCAUCGUGUUCGCGAAUCACACGCUCGGACUGCCACGCACCCGCCGGAGAUGAAGGCUAAAAGCAUUCCUUUGGUCUUUUUUGACCAUAAAAGGGAUCCGUAUGGAUUUACUGUGCGACCUCAACACUUGCAGAGAUACCAAGAGUAUGCUAACAUCUACAAGGAAGAGGAGGAAGAGAGAUCAGAUCGAUGGAAGAAACUUCUUGAGAGCCAACCACAGCCCCACCAUGUUCUUGCCGCAGAGGAAAGUGAAGCUGCGUUGCGGAUCGAUGCAGCUACUGGAUUGGACGAAGAUCGAGAUCAUAUCGGAAAUAAAAUAAUUGACGGCGGCAAGGAAACUGCCGAGCGGAAAGAGCCAGUGGAAACCGAGGAGAGGGCACAUAAAAUUAAGAUUUGGUCUCAUAUUAGACCUUCUCUUGCUGCAAUUGAGCAGUUGAUGAGCCAUCGUGUGGAGAAGAAGACAUACUUGACAAGUGACAAGGGAGAUGCAGGGAGAGCUGCAAGCAGGGCUGAUCCGAGUGAACCUCCCAAGCCCUUGGAGGAUUCCGAGGACGAGUUUUAUGAUCUAGAGAGAUCGGAUGUGAACCAGGAGGUGUCUUCGGAUUACUGCAGUGGUGCUGAUUCAUCCUUCAAUAUGGAUAAUCUGGCAGCAGUGCUGGAGCCUUCUACCCUUUGGAAGGAAGAACUGGAAUUCCUUGUUCGUGGUGGUCUGCCAAUGUCUCUUAGAGGAGAGAUAUGGCAGGCCUUUGCUGGCAUUAGAAAGCGCAGAGAGGAAGGGUAUUACCAAAAAUUGCUGGGUUCAGGAACCAACAUUGUUGAUAGCAAUAAAGUUGAUGGUCUUGCUUUGAAUGAUGCUACUGUUGCCCCAAAGAAACGGAAUGCAAGUCCAUCUGAGAAAUGGAAGGGGCAGAUUGAGAAGGACUUACCAAGGACGUUUCCUGGACAUCCUGCAUUGGAUGAGGAUGGAAGAAAUGCUCUUAGGCGGCUACUCACGGCUUAUGCUCGGCAUAAUCCAUCCGUUGGUUAUUGCCAGGCUAUGAAUUUCUUUGCAGGUCUUCUACUACUGCUGAUGCCGGAGGAGAACGCGUUUUGGACAUUAAUGGCUAUUAUUGAUGAUUACUUUGAUGGUUACUACACUGAGGAGAUGAUUGAAUCUCAGGUGGAUCAGCUUGUGUUGGAGGAGCUAGUUCGUGGCAGAUUUCCAAAAUUAUCCAAUCAUCUGGAUUUCCUUGGGGUGGAUGUAGCAUGGAUCACGGGACCUUGGUUUCUUUCAAUAUUCGUGAAUAUGCUUCCCUGGGAAAGUGUUCUUCGAGUUUGGGAUGUUCUUCUUUUUGAAGGAAACCGUGUAAUGCUAUUUCACACAACUCUUGCUUUGAUGGAGUUAUAUGGUCCUGCCUUGGUAACCACAAAAGAUGCUGGAGAUGGGGUUACUUUAUUGCAGUCGCUCGCUGGCUCAACUUUUGACAGCAGCCAGCUUGUUUUAACAGCUUGCAUGGGUUAUCAAGAUAUUAAUGAAGAAAAACUUGUAGAGUUGAGAGAAAAGCAUAGGCCAACAGUGAUAGCUGUUCUAGAAGAGAGAGCAAAGGGUUUAAAUAUAUGGAGGGUCUCCCAGGGCCUUGUGUCGAAGUUUUAUGGCUUCAAACGAGAUGUGGGAUUACUUCCAACAGUAACAAAGUCUAUAAAGGAAUUAAAUGGUCUGCUAGGAUGUGGUGACAUGCACAUGAUGGAGUCUGUGGAUGGAUUCCUUGGAAGUUUUAAGUCUGAUCAUGAAACUGCUUCUGGACAUGAUCUUAAAGAACAGGUUACAUGGUUGAAGGCUGAGUUAUGCAGAUUAUUGGAGGAGAAGAGAUCAGCUAUCCUCAGAGCUAAUGAGUUGGAGGUUGCACUAAUGGAGAUGAUUAAGCAAGAUAACAGACGCCUUUUGAGUGCCAGGGUUGAGCGGUUGGAGAAAGAGAUAUCAGAGUUGUGGCAAGCUCUUACAGACAAACAAGAACAAGAACAAGCCAUGCUUCAGGUCUUGAUGCGGGUUGAACAAGAGCAGAAAGUAACAGAAGAUGCUCGCAUGUUUUCUGAGAAGGAUGCUGCUGAACAAAAAUAUGUUGCAAAUAUGCUCCAGGAAAGAUAUGAAGAAGCAAUGACUUUGUUUGCUCAAAUAGAAAAGAGGGCUAUAAUGGCAGAAACAAUGCUGGAGGCUACUUUGCAGUACCAGUCUAGCCAAACAAAAGCGCAGAAAUCUCCAUGCCCUUCCCCAAGCAGAACAUCCUUGGAUAACUCGCAUGUGAAGUCCGGUCAUGAUUCUCAACAGGAAUUUCCAUCUAAAAAAGUCAGUCUACUUUCUAGAUCAUUUGGCCUCGGAUGGCGUGACAAAAUCAAGGAUAAACCAAGCAGUCCUGAGGAAUCCCGCGAGAGGAAGAUCGAUAGGAAUUCAGCUCAAUUCAAACCUGCCGAAGAUAUGAAUGGUCACCCACAGCUAGAACAGCAAUAGUUUUCCUGAUGGGUGAACCAACUUCUCUCCUACCAGUUUCUUCUGCAAAUCUUAUAUUUACAUGAGGUUAAAUUUGAAUGAAUGUAAUAUCGAUGGUGGAGUAUUUGGCCUGCCUUAUUUAUCAACCGUUGCAUAUAAUUUGUUCAUUUGUUUCAUCCGAUCAUAAUUUUUGUUCAAGCAGGUUAUGCAAGUUGCAUUACUUCACUCAAUAUUUCUUUUUGUAAAACACACUAACAAAUUCUUGGGAAAUUUACAUGCAUACCACAUUACCUUUAUGUACUUGUAUAACUGACAACUUUCCUUUACAACAAUGUUUUUCAUAAA